Messenger RNA from Adineta ricciae, 3939 nucleotides. The record is from the annotation of a GenBank genome assembly. NCBI's taxonomy places the organism in Eukaryota, Metazoa, Rotifera, Eurotatoria, Adinetida, Adinetidae.
AUGACUUUACUAAUCUGGCUAAAAUCAAUCAUCAAACGGGCAUUCGAUAAUCUGCUCGCGUGGAAUGCUUUCAACUCUCGAUCAUCAGAUCCAACGAUCAUUCGUCGUGAACUCUUCACUACUCGCCUAUAUCUCAUUCUCCUCAUUGUUUCUCUUGUUGUUUUAACAACAUACACAUCGUUCACUGUGCGAUUCAAUACUCAAUCUCUUCUCAAUCCAACUUAUUCUCAAUAUCAACAACUUCACAAUGACUAUGCCGAUACUCUACAGUGUUCAUGUUCGAAAAUUUCCGUUCCUUAUGGACAAUUCGUAACAACAAUGGCAAUAUUUCAUCAAGUGUGUUCAAGUGAUUUCGUAUCACAACAAUGGAUUGAUUUCACAUUUCUAUCGAAUCUCCAAUCACUUUCGCUCAUCGAUGUUCGAACACAUCUAAAUGUCAUGUGGCAAUUCAUUCGAUCCUUUUGUCAAAAUGCCAAUCGAACAACCAUCGAUAUUCUCGAUCAACUUCACAAAACUUCAUUGAUUACUCCCAUUUUAUUAGAUGAACAUCUUCUCAAAGCAAAGAUUCAAAGUACUCUCUCAUCACUUCUUCAGAUCGAAUCAGUUCAUCUUAUUCAAGCCAUCGAAAUUGCUGAGAGAACUGUUCAUGCUAAUCAACUACUAACUGCACUUGGAAACAAUUAUGUCGUUAGCACAAACUAUACUAAAGAAGCAAUUUAUCAUAAAUCGAUGCCAAGUUAUUUCUUUGUUGAUAUAUCUAAAACUCAAUUCAUACUAAAUAGUUCACAAAAGGCCUGCGUUUGUGAAACUGAUUGUUCAUGUCUUCUUCCUGGUCACAUUUAUUUAUACAAUAUCACAUCGUCAUCUAAUUUUUAUGAUAUCCAUCAAAUUCCAUCAAACAUUACUCUGCCUGGUCUAUUCAUUGAUUGUCUUCCACUUCAAACGACAUUUGCAUCAUCAUUCGAAUGUUUUUAUCAACAAUCAUGUCUUGAUUUACUUCUCUCAACUUAUCAACACAAAAUCAACAUUUCAAUUCUAAAUUCAUCUCAACCCACUCGUUUUCAUCCAACAACAACAACGAUCGAAUCAAUCUUCAAUGAACUAUUUCUUGAACAAAUAAAUAAUCAAACGAAUUAUGAAAAGUAUUAUCUCUCAUGUUCACCUAACACAUGUUUCUAUCCAUUCAAUCAUCGAUUUGACUGGAUUUAUGUUUUAACUACUUUCUUUGGUCUUUUGGGUGGAAUAUCAGUUGCUUUACGAAUCUUUACUUCUUAUUUCAUUCGUUUAGCUUUAUCUUUAUACAAAUUUUGUUUUUCAACAGACCGAUCAAUAAGACAAACAUCAAAUGAGACUUUUCUCAAUCGAAUUAAACGAAUUCUACAACAGAUAAAAGAGAAACUGAUCAAUUUAAAUAUCUACACAAAAUAUUCUCAAGAUCAAACACGUGUCUAUCAUGGUCGGUUAUCAACUCGAUUAUAUUUUCUUUUAUUACUCAUUUCAAUCAUUAUCAUUAUCAUUUAUUCAUCUGUAUUAGUUGAAAUUGUUACUGAACAAAUGAUUAAUCCAUCAUUAGAACAAUAUCAUCAAUUACAACAACAAUAUCCUUUGACAUUAAGAUGUCCUUGUACUCAAUUGGCUAUUUCAUAUAAAGAUUUUGUCACAAUAGAAGCGAAAUAUCAUCAGAUGUGUUUAAGUGAAUUUGUUCAAUCAUGGUGGUAUCAAAGUUUAUUACUUCCAUACAAUACACAAGCAAGACUUAGUUUUGUCACGUUAGCAUCAUCAUAUUUUCAAACCUUGGCAACAUUCUGUGAAUUAGCUAAUAAAACUAUAAACAAUGGAACUGAACAAUUUCUCUCCACUACAUUUGUCAAUGGUUAUGUUUUAUCCAAUGAUUCAUUUUAUGUACAAAUGACUUCACUAAUCAGUUCAUUUAUUGACAAAAUCGGAUAUGAAUUUGUCUAUCGAAUCUCGUUAACACAACUAUUACUUCACAGUAAUCAAUAUGUGAGUCAUCUGCCAUUCAGUACUUAUCUCAGUAAAAUCUUCUCUUAUUCAUACAAUGAACUAAGAGAUAUAAAGAUAAGUGUUGAUCCUAUUUAUGCUAUCAACGAUAACAGCAACAAAAGAUGUUAUUGUGUACUUGAUUCCAAUUGUACUUUGGAAGAUAAAGUGAUUCAAGGUGCUAAUCUAAUAUCCGUAUCUUGGAAAAUUGGAGGUAUCUAUGGAGGUUGUUCGAUGGUAGACACGACAUUCAAAUCAUCAUUUGCAUCUUGGUUCGAUGAUAAUUUUAUAAAUAUAUUGAAAAGAGAAUUUCUCCUUAGCAAUAUCAACAUACCUCGUUUUCCAACAAAACUUCAUCCGACGCUUCCGAGUCGAUAUUCUCCAACGACACCAACCGAAUCUAUUUUCAACAAUCUUAUGAUUGAAGAUUGGAAUGUCACUUAUUCUUAUGAAAACUAUUAUUCUCAAUGUCGUCCUUCAUCCUGUUCGUUCAUUUAUGAGAAGAAAACUGAUUCUGCAUAUCUUGUGACUGUCAUUCUCAGUUUAAUUGGUGGUAUCAACCUUAUUCUUCGAUUGGUCUCUCCACUCAUCAUCAAAAUCAAUCUGAAAUUGAUCAAAAGUCUUAACCAUUGUGCAUCUCUCACUGUUGAACAACAACAAAAUCAUCAUAAAUCCCAACUGUUCACGACAAUCAUCAAUCAACUAUUGAUUUUCAACAUGUUUGAUAGCGAAUCAAAUGAUAGCAGAAUUAUUCAUCGUGAACGACUGACGACAAAGUUAUAUUUGUUGAUUUUAUGUCUUUCAUUGUAUUCCAUAAUCAUCUAUGCAAUGAUUACUAAUGGAAAAAUCAACAUAACUGUGUUCAAUCCAAUUGAAAGUGAUUAUAGUAAAUUAUUGAUGUUACAUUCGGAAUCGCUUCAAUGUCCUUGUAACAACAUCUCAAUGAAAUACAAAGAAUUUCUUUUCGUUGAUACAUUAUUUCAUGAAGUCUGUUCAAGUGAUUUUGUACAAACGAAAUGGCGUGAUUAUUUGUUUCUCACCGGUGAUUGGUUCAGUUAUUAUCGAGCAGAUAUUCGUUCACGUGGAAGUAUUUAUUUCUCAUUUCUUUCAACAUUGUGUCAACUAUCAAAGACAACAGUGAAUAAUGGUAUUGUUCAAUUUCUCGAUGAAAUAUUCAUCAAUAUUCAAAUCAUUUCAAGAUCGGAAUUUUAUCUUCGAAUCGAUAGUUUUGUCUCUCAAUCUCAACAAAGGAUCACAACACAAUUCUCACGUAGUUUCAACUCAUUAAGAGAUGUGUUGAAUAACAAUGCUUUGAUCUCAUCCUACUAUCUAAAUUCGAAUUGGUCGAUAGAUCUCAAUACAACAUACACUACUAUUCCAACACAUACAGUUAUCACCAAAAAUGGAUGUUCAUGUGGAACACGAUACGACUGUAUUGAAUCAGGUGGAAUAUACUAUGAUAAUACUGAUUCUCAGAAGUUUGCAAUACCUGGAUGGAAUGUUGGCUGUUCGGUUGUGGAAACUGUCUUGCGAUCAACGAUGGAAUGCUUUUAUAAUCAAUCAUGUAUAGAUUCAUUACUAUUUUACGCAACAACCGUUCCAAACCGACUGUCCUAUCGAAUGAACAUGACAUCUAUGAAUUCUUCAGCAAAGAGUCGUUUUCGAAGAGAUACAUUUAUUCAAGACUUAGCAGAUGAGUUGUUUGUUGAAACAUGGCAAACUUACAGAUCUUAUUCAUUGUUUUACAAAGCUUGUGCUCCGAUCUCUUGUUCAUACACAGUUCAGAAAACUGAUUAUUAUAUGUACAGCGCAUCGAAAGUACUUGGUUUGUAUGGUGGAUUAUCUAUUCUAUUACGAUUCGUUGUACCACUGGUAGUGAAGAUUUUCUUUUGCAUUCGAACUAGUUGUCAAACAACUGAAGUUGUACCAUUCAAUUAG